Messenger RNA from Trichechus manatus latirostris (Florida manatee), 393 nucleotides. It is a transcript of the gene TMEM41A, whose product is annotated as transmembrane protein 41A. The record is from RefSeq and is a predicted model, not a curated record. The transcript has 3 exons. NCBI's taxonomy places the organism in Eukaryota, Metazoa, Chordata, Mammalia, Sirenia, Trichechidae. Bases 1 to 393 code for a protein of 130 amino acids.
AUGUUGGGCAGGAACGUUCUAGCCGGCGCCUUGUUUGGGCCGUGGCUGGGCCUUCUGCUCUGCUGUGUGUUGACCUCGGUGGGCGCCACGGGCUGCUACCUGCUCUCCAGCGUUUUUGGCAAACAGCUGGUGGUCUCCUACUUCCCUGAGAAAGUAGCCCUGCUGCAGAGGAAGGUGGAGGAGAACAGAAACAGCUUGUUUUUCUUCUUACUGUUUUUGAGGCUUUUCCCCAUGACCCCAAACUGGUUCCUGAACCUGUCAGCACCGAUUCUGAACAUCCCCGUUGUGCAGUUCUUCUUCUCCGUUCUUCUCGGUAAGCCGCUGGCCGAGUACGUGGGCGUCCUCAGAGUUGUCGUGGGGUUACCGGCCACGUGGGUGUGCACCCGCCACUGA